Messenger RNA from Penicillium bovifimosum, 2022 nucleotides. RefSeq lists its product as uncharacterized. Bases 1 to 2022 code for a protein of 673 amino acids. The transcript has a single exon. NCBI's taxonomy places the organism in Eukaryota, Fungi, Ascomycota, Eurotiomycetes, Eurotiales, Aspergillaceae. The record is from RefSeq and is a predicted model, not a curated record.
AUGUGCAAACACACCUACCAUCACUACCCCAGCUGCGGCCACAUCUCCAACUGGAGCAUGACCAGCUGCCAAGAAUACACCAACAAGCUCCGUCUGGCCGGUCCAGAGCGCAGCACCGCUUGUACGAACAUACAUGCCUCCCACGACCUGCUCCUCUCCGCGCAGCCGAGUAUGUGCGUGCAAUGCGAGAGCGACUGGGCCGAGAGUUUACGUCGCGAGAACCUCCCCAAGGUGUCCAGAGCUUAUCGGGUGAUCGAGGGCUUGGAUGUGUCAGGCAAUCUCAUUGAGAUUGAGGCGCGCAUGGUGAGUGGUUCCUAUGGUAGGGAUACAGGCCGUGCUGACUGCGCUACUCAGGUGUUCUUGGAUGAUGCCAAGGUGGACACCCGUGAACGCCUGGUGGAUGAGAAGGAAAAGGCCGGUGCUAUCUUGAAGUUGUCUCGUAGGAAUCCGAAGUCGGAGGAGAUUGCCGCUCGGAUUGUGGAUUGGACGGAGACGGUUUCUGCUUCAAUUAUUGAUGCGGACGUUAGCGGCUGUCAGCUUGUGGAGACUGACCUGCCGGACGUUGAAGAGACAUCGGAGACACAGAGUGGAAGUUGCAGUGAAUCAAGUGACUGUGGCUCGCUGUGUGGAUCUGCGCUGAUGAGAUAUCAUAUAAUCAAGCUUCGGGUUGACGAGUAUCUUCGACAGCGAGAGCUGGAAGAAGAGAUUCAGAGGGAUACCGACGUUGACAAGCACAACAGCGAGACAUUCGGUAUCGAUGAGUGUCCUCCUGCCGUAGAUGACUACCUUGAUACCCCAAAGAUCACAUCUAUAGACCAAACAGAAACCCAGAAUGAAGAACCCAACUCACCCUCUAUCAAUCAAACAGAAACCCAGGACGACGAACCCAACUCACCAAUCGACAUCGACCUCCUCCAGCAACGCAUCGAAGCAACCGUCCGCAAGCGCAUAGAAGAAAACAACACAAAGCAAACCCAUCAAACAGCCAUCUCCACCCACCUCGACGCAGCCCUCCUCCAAAAAGACCGCAUCUCACGCCUAGAACGCAACGCCGACCAAGGCAUCGAAGAAGACCCCCAUCUCUGGGCCACCGAGUCCGACACCGAUCCCAACCCUACCACCAACACCUCCCGCACCGCCACACGCAACCACGCCCUCCCCCAACCCAUCAUGCACCUCUACAUAGGCACCCUAACCGCCUCAACCGCCUUCGAAGCGCACACCCGCGGCCUGCGCAGCAUGCACCCAGGCCCAACCCCGGGCACGUGGGAAGGGUACAUGCGGGCAUUCUCGGCAUCGGACGCGAAACGCAUGGACCUGCAAGAUCCCGUGCACGUGCGCGGGUGCUGCGCGUCCCGACCCGCGCCCUUCCAUCUCUUCUAUGGACUGAUGCACGCGUCGUCGGAGUACGAAGCCGGGAGACGCUGGCUGGAGGAUAUUCGGCGGACUGGAAGGAAGGGGGAAUUUUACGGGCUUUUACGGGCGGAUGAUGAGGGUCAGGCGCGGGGGAUGGGAUUAUCGGAGAUUCGACAUCCGUGGGGGUGUUGUGUUGAAGGUGGGUUUGUGUUGCCUGAGAGGGUGAGACAUGUUUAUCGGGGGGUUAUGAGUGGUUCUAGGGAGGAGGUUGGGGGGAGGGGAUUUUGUGUUGAAGAGGAGGGGCAUGAGGGGGAGGGGGAGGGAGAGGAGGGGUUUUAUAGGGGGUUUGUAAAGGCGAGUAGUAAGUUGGAGGCUAUGCAGAUGGGAUUGAAGGAGGUUGAACAUGCUGAUGAUUGUGAUGUUUGCGUGACCGAGGUUGCAGGUGAGUUGUCGAUCUCGGUGCGGUAUUAUGGUUACAUGUACGCCAAGUCGGAGGAGGAAGUUGUCAAUAGGGGUUUACAGGGUGUUUUGCUUGUGCCGGGGUUCGAUAUCAAAUACUCGGGUUAUGUGCGGGCGAGCUCAGAGGAAGAGGCUAAGGCGAUGGGAUUGUUUGAACCUGCGCGUAUUGGGAGUGAUGAUAAGCCGGAUGGAUUUCUCGGUUCUUAA